AUGCACGCCAGUAUGGCAAACGGAUCAGAACCCAUUGAACCUGAUCUAUCGGAUAAUGACUCCUCAUACCCGGGCUCAGACACGAGCUAUACCAAAAGCAUGACAUCCUCGGCGUUAAACUACCAAACGGUCGCAGAUAUCAUUCGUACCAUGAAGGGGAAUAUGUUCUUCCUAACGAUGAACAAGAGCAAGACCGCCUUGAUCUGUGAAUAUCCCGAAGCAGAGGUUAUCGGUAUUGACCUCAGUCCGAUCCAACCCUCAUGGGUACCACCAAAUUGUCGAUUUGAAGUUGACGACUUUGAACAACCAUGGUCCUUCAGUUCUCUAUUUGACUAUAUUCAUGGACGAGAGCUCGAGGGAGCCAUUCGCGAUCACGACAAACUAUUCCAGCAAGCAUUCAAUAACUUAAAUCCAAACGGAUGGUUUGAGAUGGCAACAAUGGCAGUUGAUACCUAUUCAGAUGACGAUACCCAUCUGAAUGCAACAUGUUUACUCGAUUUGGCGAAGCAUUUGGACAUUUCGUCAAAAACCUUUGGCAAAGACAUGAGAUCCGUCACUACGUGGAAAGAGCGUUUUGAACAGAUGGGGUUUAUAAAUGUCAAAGAAGAAGUAAUCAAGCUACCCCAAAGCCCUUGGCCCAAAGACUCAAAGUUGAAAGAACUGGGCCGCUACCACCAACUUAAUAUGCUAGAGGCUAUGCCAACGUACUCAUUUGCAUUAUUCACUCGUAUGCUUGGUUGGAAGCGCGUGCAGAUUGAAGCCCUGCUAGCUGGUGUACGGCAUGAACUGAAAGACCUCUCUAAUCAUUUGUACACGAAAGUGCACAUAGUGUAUGGUCAAAAACCAGCAUGA
Penicillium angulare is the source of this 852-nucleotide messenger RNA. Its product is annotated as class I SAM-dependent methyltransferase. The record is from RefSeq and is a predicted model, not a curated record. Lineage: Eukaryota; Fungi; Ascomycota; Eurotiomycetes; Eurotiales; Aspergillaceae. The transcript has 9 exons. The coding region runs from base 1 to 852 and encodes 283 amino acids.